Molecule: messenger RNA, 291 nt
Organism: Prunus armeniaca (apricot)
Lineage: Eukaryota; Viridiplantae; Streptophyta; Magnoliopsida; Rosales; Rosaceae
Source: the annotation of a GenBank genome assembly
AUGGAGAAGCUGAAGAUGACGUUGCUGACCCUUCGUGCUCUGCUCAAUGAUGCGGAGAAGCAGAUUGUGAACCCUGCUGUUGGAAUGUGGCUUGACGAGCUAAAACAUGCAAUCUUCGAUGCGGAUGACCUACUGGACAAGAUCGAUACUAGAGCUCCGCAACAUCAAACCAAGAAAACCCAGGUGUGGAAAUUCAUUUCUACUUCUGUCAAUCCUUUGUAUCAAGGCAUGAACAUGAAUGGUAGGAUAGAAGAGUUACUCAAAAGACUAGAAGGAUAUCCUUGGCCUUAG